Neopelma chrysocephalum (saffron-crested tyrant-manakin) is the source of this 656-nucleotide messenger RNA. RefSeq names its product nitrilase 1 (gene NIT1). The annotation marks the transcript as partial. The transcript has 5 exons. The record is from RefSeq and is a predicted model, not a curated record. Lineage: Eukaryota; Metazoa; Chordata; Aves; Passeriformes; Pipridae.
CCCCUGAUGUGCCCCCCGUCCCCCCCCAGCAGGAUGUCGUGUCCCCCCCGGUCCAUGGUGGCCGUGGCCCAGGUGACGUCGACCCCGGACAAGGAGCACAACUGGUUCCAGUGCUCGGGGCUGGUUCGGGAGGCAGCAGCUCGUGGGGCCCGGCUCGUCUUCCUGCCCGAGGGCUUCGACUUCAUCGGGCACGGCCCCGAGCAGAGCCUGAGCCUGGCAGAGCCCCUCGACGGGCACACCGUGGGCAGGUACCAGCAGCUGGCCAGGGACUGUGGUGUGUGGCUCUCCCUCGGGGGUUUCCACGAGCGCGGCCCCGACUGGGACUCGACGGGUCGGAUCUACAACUGCCACAUCCUGCUGGAUAACUCCGGGUCGGUGGUGGCCACGUACCGUAAGACGCACCUGUUUGACGUGGAUCUGCCGGGCCGGGUGUCCCUGCGCGAGAGCGGCUUCACCAACCCCGGCCCCCAAAUCCUGCCCCCCGUCGACACCCCCGUGGGCAAGCUGGGCCUGGCGGUGUGUUACGACCUGCGUUUCGCGGAGCUGGCGCUGGCCCUGCGCGCCAACGGAGCCCAAAUCCUCGCCUACCCCUCGGCCUUCACCGUGCCCACCGGGGCGGCACACUGGGAGGUGCUGCUCCGUGCCCGGGCCAUCAA